UUUGUGACCCGACGUGUGCUUACCCGCCGGCAGUUCCCUUUGUAGCUCUCCUCACCACCGGGGCCUCUGAAUAUCUGGGGGUUAAAUGGUGGCGAGUUGUACACAUACCGCCCAAGGUUAAGAUGAAUGCUGAUGGUAGCCCCUUUGAAGAACAAGAUUAUUCCAACACGAAAUGCUGCAAAGAAAGCUAGCUCGAGUUUCUCUAGCCAACUGGACGACUCUCCUGUAAACUCCGAGGACGAAUAUGAACGGCCGUCGCGACAGCGAGGAGGUACAGGACGAGGAAGGGGAAGAGAAAGAGGCAGCGGAAGUCGAAGAGGUCGCGGAAAAUCUACUCGGUCCACGUCGUUUCACAAGGCAAGCCGUUCAAAGGCGGCCUCGACAAGGUCUUUGUCGUCAGUGAGCAGGCUUUCCACCUCGUUCGAGAUGCCAUGGUCUCUCGAUGGCCUUGGAAAUUAUGUAUGGGUUCUUGUCAGUAGUGCAGGAAGCGUCUUUCAGGAGGAAGAUGAAAAGGAAUAUAUCUGGUGGCCAGCAAAGAAGCAUCGCUUAAUAGGACAUCAACUCACACUGAUACCCUUCGGCAACCUUAAUCCGCCGGACGCGCAUCUGUCGUAUUGGCCUGCCAAGGUCUUGGAGUAUGUCCCGCCCGUUUCGAGAAACCAAAAAGCGGGAAAGUACAAGGUUUUAUAUCUCGAUGGAGCGAUGCAGACAAUUCUGAGGACAUGGUUCAAGUGUCUGGGCGAUGAAGAGUUUGGCACAUGCAAGCUCGGGGAAUUCGAAAGCACCGCAAUUAACAAUGAUCCUAAUAAUAACGACGAUGACUCCAUGAUGGGCCAACCACACGAUAGAGAACCUAGUCCUGUCCCCUCUAUUCCACCGCCUUCUUCCUCUGACUUUAUCUACCUCUCGAUACGCGAACAAUUCUGCUAUACCAAACCCGCGCAUGUCAUGUUCAUGGCGGGAGGGAAGGCUAGGAAAAUCCUCAACCAGAAUGCAGGAGAGAGAGGGACAGUGAUACCCAAUGAUGUUGAGAGAUUGAUGCAUUCUCUCCUCCCUUGGGUCCUACGAGACGAGAUGGUAGCGAGGAGGAUAACAGAUGACAGAGUUGAGGAGACGGCACCUGAUGAUGCUGCGACCCCGCAAAACACUGCAGAAGUUGUCAGUGGAGCAACUCGUGAUACAGGUACAACCGUUAAUAGUGUCGCCAAUGGUGUACCCCACAAUGUCGAUGGCGACAGAACACCGAUAGUAGGUCAUGAAGUGGAAGCAGAAGCGUCGAUCUCACAAGCAGAAGGAGAGUCUCCUACAUCUCCCUCGACUUUCCCUGUUAGUGUGCAAGAGGGCGAGGUACCGUCAACGUCUUCACAGCCGGCUUCUGAAGCACCCACAGUCAGGGUAAGCGAUGCAAUGCUCGGUGUCAGACCUGUUACCCAUGUGCCUAGGCUAAGUCUCCAGGAACUGUUGCUGAGCCCUUCGUUCCAUCGCCAUCGGAAGAGCCCCCGCAGUCAUCCUUGCACCUUCGGUCAAGGAUGUCGACAUGGAGGUCAGGACCUGAGGAGGACCUGGAAGGCAGACAAACACCGCGUCUUGACAGUUCCCAGCACUGAACUCAAAUCGAGGACCGUCAGAUAA
Desarmillaria tabescens is the source of this 1632-nucleotide messenger RNA. RefSeq lists its product as uncharacterized. The coding region runs from base 133 to 1632 and encodes 499 amino acids. The record is from RefSeq and is a predicted model, not a curated record. NCBI's taxonomy places the organism in Eukaryota, Fungi, Basidiomycota, Agaricomycetes, Agaricales, Physalacriaceae. The transcript is spliced from 10 exons.